Molecule: messenger RNA, 2275 nt
Organism: Zea mays
Lineage: Eukaryota; Viridiplantae; Streptophyta; Magnoliopsida; Poales; Poaceae
Exons: 3
Coding region: 1212-2015 (267 amino acids)
Biological process (GO): protein phosphorylation
Molecular function (GO): protein kinase activity; ATP binding; carbohydrate binding
Source: RefSeq, a predicted model, not a curated record
CACAAAGUUGGCACUCCCUCUGUUCUUGCUGCUGCUGGUUCCAUUCCAACUUCCUACGCUAGCUAGCUUCAUUUGCAGGAUUAUUGGAGAUGGAGAUGCAGUCAACGACGGCCGCUGUAACUUCAGCAGAAACGCAAUCGCAGGCUGCUGCGGCGGCGGCGGGGAGUAACUUCACAUACGAGGACCCGCACGCUAUCACGGAGGGUUUCUCCGAAGAAAUCGGCCGUGGUGGUUUCGGAGUUGUUUAUCGGGUAAUAUGAACCGCUCAUCAUAUUCAUAUAUAUGCAUGUGUAUGUUUCAAACUAAUUAACGACCCUCGGUAGCGGUAGCUCGAUACGGAUAGCAGGGAAAACUGCCAAAUGGGGAAGAGGUCGCCGUGAAGAUGCUGACGGCGACGGGCCGGGACGACGAUGAGCAGCAGUUCGAGAAGGAGCUUGGAGCGGUCAGGAGUAUCCAGCACGAGAACGUCGUAGAGUUCGUCGGCUACUGCAACGCGCAUGUACUGUCGUCCACUGUUUUGUCUGAUGGACGAAGCCCUGUUUACGAGAAGAUAAGAGCCCUCUGCAUCAAGUACAUGGAGAAGAGAAGCCUCAAGAACCAUGUCGCUGGUCUUGACUGGCACUCCCGCUAUGAGAUCAUCAAGGGGAUCUGCGAGGGUUUGAACCACCUCCACAGCAAAGGCAUCGUUCACCGGGAUUUAAAGCUUGACAACAUACUCCUGGACGGUGCCAUGAGGCCCAAGAUUGCAGAUUUUGGUCUGUCCAGAUUCAUGGGCACGCAAGAAACCACCCGGAUCACGGAAAACAUUAGGCCUUGUUCGUUUCUACCGGAUUAGUGGGUCGGAACGAUUACUAGCUGGAUUGCUUCUCUAAUUUAUAUAAACUUUGAUUAGGCCCUGUUCGGUUGUUCCGGAUUGGAGCCCCGGAUUAAUUUCUAGCCGGAUUACUUCUCUAAUUUAUAUAGAUUUUGAUGAGCUGGAAUGAAUCCUGGCUCAUUCCGGUACAACCGAACAAGCCCUUAGCUGGAACGAUUCCGGGUGUAAUCCGACGUAAACGAACAAUGCCUUAUAGGGACGCCGUAAGUAGCACUGGGAGAUGGAUUAUCUCUCUCUCUGCUAUAGCUAUAUUUUUUACAUGAAAUAUAAUUAAAACAAGUUGUCAAACUAAAUAGGUAGCAGUACGUAGAGCUUUGACACUGCAUGCAGCGGGUGCAUGCCACCCGAGUUCUUCAACGAUGGGCGAGGCCAAUACUCCAAGGCGUUUGACGUAUACAGUCUGGGUACUGUGAUCAAAGAAAUAUUAGCAGGAGCUGCUGCUGUCUCCAUCUAUGGCGGCUGCGUCGUUCCCCUCGAAAAGGCAAUCGAAUACUGGGAGCAAAGGCUGGAGGAGGCAGCAGAUGUGCAGAGAUUCAAGGCCUGCGUCGAGCUAGUGCCGCUAUGCUGGGGUUUUGACAGAAAGAAAAGGCCCACGAUAGAGAGGAUUCUCGACACGCUGAACUACACAGACAUUUCAGUGCAGCAGAAAGGACGACGACAGGCCGGCGCUGACGAUCCGCAGCCGCCUGAAAAGAGUAGGCUGGAGGGAGGUGCAGGAGGCGAGCUCCGUGACAUCAACGGCAUGGAGGUGCCACACCGUCUGAAGGCGGUUUGGCUCAAGCACGGCGCUGUCGUCGACUCGCUCAAGUUCUCCUACACCGACGGCGACGGCCGCGAACACCACGCAGGCCCAUGGGGCAGUCCAGACGCCUGGGACAAGGUCCUUCAGCUGGAGCCUUACGAGUUCCUGGUCAGCGUCUCCGGGACGAUGGGCGCAUACGCGGGCCUGCCGACCAAGGUCAUCAGCUCGCUCACAUUUGUCACCAAUGUGAAGACCUACAGAACGCGCGGGGUGACCGAGGGAGAUCCCUUCGAGUUGGAAGCGCCUGCCGGGUCCUGCAUCGUUGGCUUCCGCGCGCGUGCAGGAGACUUUCUCGACGCGCUCGCUGUCUACCAUCGCCCUAUCUCUCACCGUCUCUAAUAAUCAGCCUACUUCAUCAACGCUGGCUCGGCUACUGCGAUACUUCGGCUUCCGCGAUCCUAGAUUGUUUGCUUUUCAUUCAUCUGAAAAUUACAAUGAUCAUCGGCUGCAUGCACAUUCAGGUUGUUUGAUAUAUACAUGGUUUUUUUUUUUGAAGGGAAGCAGCAUAAUCCAUGUAUAGAAAAAUGUUUUGGUCCCUCUUCCGAUUACACCACAUGGCCCAAAGCAGCCCUGCAAACAUGAAAAGAAAAAUGUUUUGG